This is a messenger RNA of Melampsora larici-populina 98AG31, 2158 nucleotides long. RefSeq lists its product as uncharacterized. Gene Ontology annotation, cellular component: cytosol; nucleus. The record is from RefSeq and is a predicted model, not a curated record. The coding region runs from base 23 to 2158 and encodes 711 amino acids. The transcript is spliced from 11 exons. Gene Ontology annotation, biological process: regulation of DNA-templated transcription. Lineage: Eukaryota; Fungi; Basidiomycota; Pucciniomycetes; Pucciniales; Melampsoraceae.
GAUCAAGAGAACUAGACCAUCGAUGAUGAAUAACAAUCAAACUGUCGAAGCUGAACCAUUUGGUCAACAUUGGUCUGAACAACCAUAUCAAUCAAAUCAAUCUCCAAUGAUCAUCUCUUUCUCGCAAAACCAAUUAGAAAGAUUACUUUUACUUCAAACUAAACCAAUCCAACAAACCAAUCCAACUUCAACUCAUCAUCCAGAUCAUCGAGCUCCUUUAACUGAUAACAAUCCGAAUACGCUUGCACUUCGAUCAUUCAUCAAAUCAACUUUAUCCAACCAACAAGAAUAUGAUGGGAUCUCCAUUCCUCUUUCAAACUCUCAGUGGCGUACUAGAUGGGAAAAGAUGUGUGUCGAAAGAUCAGAUCUAGCUCCAAUCUUACAAAAUACAGAUGAGACAAUGGAUGAAACGGCUGAACUUUGGAGAAAGGAUGGAUCAUUUUUAAGUUCAGAACUAAAUAUUACCAAUUCAGCAGAUGUACCUAGAUUACUUUGUUUUGUAGCUGAAUGGUUAGAAUUAGAUUCACCUGUCGAAGGGAUUCGAUUCGAUUGUGAAUUGGCAUUGAAACAAGAAGUCGCCUUUGCAACUUACCUCGGUCUCAGUCAUCUCAUCUUACCUACUCUUCGUCAUCGGAAUUUCAUAACAGAUUACGCUCGAGGUAUCAAUGCUACUCUGGGUCUGAGCUCUACCAUUCAGUUCUCUGUUGUCGUGCCUAUUUCAAGUCCUACAGCUUGGGAAGACUGGCAUACGCUCUACACACUAUGUGGUCAUCAUCCUCGUCUUAGUAUCACUUUGGAAAUGUCAGGAUUUUCAAACACGCAUUCCAAUGUUGGAAGAUGGGCAGCUGAACCCAUCAGUUUCAUAUGGAUGCCAGCCACUACGUUUAUUUCAAAUGCAAAUAUAAAAUUUUUAGAAAAAAAGAUACCAGGUCCUAAUCCGAUUGAACGAUAUGCAUCUAAUUACCUUGAUUACCUACAAUCACCACUUCAACCUUUGGCCGAUAACCUUGACUCAAGUAUUUAUGAAGGGUUUGAGAAAGAUCCCGUAAAGUAUGAGAGAUAUGAAGAGGCAGUUUUUAGAGCUUUGAGUGAUCGUCCUUCGACUCAAGUCCAACAUAUCGCGGUUUGUGGAGCAGGUAGAGGACCAUUGGUACAAGCUUCAUUAGUUGCAGCUCGAAGAGCAGUUAGAAAAGUCAAGAUCAUAGCAGUUGAAAAGAACCCAAAUUCAUAUAUCACACUUCAAAGUAGAAAAGCACAUGAAUGGGGAGACGAAGUUGAACUUUGGUAUGGAGAUAUGAGAGAGUUUAAACCAAAUGAACCGAUCGAUAUACUUGUAUCUGAAUUAUUAGGAUCUUUUGGAGAUAAUGAAGUGUCACCUGAAUGUCUUGAUGGAGUGAUCCGAUGGCUUGCUGAUGAUGGGAUUUCGAUUCCAGCUAGUUAUAGUGCAUUUGUGGCACCGAUGAGUUCAAGUAAACUUCAUUCGAAAGUUAAAGAGAUUGGAAAAUGUGAAACUCCUUAUGUUGUUUUAGCUCAUGCAGCUAACUUAUUAGCACCAGUUCAAGAAGCUUGGUCAUUUGAACAUCCACGUGUAGAUCUUGUUUUUGGUCGUGAAAGUGGUAUUCCAAUUACGAAUUUUCAUAAUGCAAGAUCAGCUCAUUUAACCUUUCAAAUCAAUUCGGCUACUUCAUGUGAUGGGUUUUCAGGAUAUUUUCGUGCAGUUUUAUAUAAUGAAAUCUUUAUUGAAACCAUACCUGAAACAGAAAUGUCAAAAUCAAUGUUAUCUUGGUUUCCGAUUUUUUUUCCAUUCAAAGAACCUAUUUAUUUACCAACAGGAAGUGAAAUCGAGAUUCAUUUAUGGAGAUUAACCGAUCAAUCCACUCGAAAGGUUUGGUACGAAUGGUCAGCUGAUGUAUAUUUAAAAGUCAAACCUGAAGGAGGAGCACCUAAACCAAGUUCGAUGAGUUUCAACACAUUAGAAACAGGUCAUCAUACUACUUGGCCAGAAGAUUUCGCUAAUGCUCCUUCACCUAGGAUCACUAGUUCUUUGAUUGGUAAUAAUAGUUUUGGAAAUCUUGGGGGAUUGGAUGAGAGUAGGAUUAGGAUUGGGGUGGUGGGGUUGCAGAACGCUAAUGGAAAAGAAUCGGCUGUGAAAUGGUAA